GGGGGGGUUGCGAUGCGCCGGCUGGUAUCGCAGUGGACAUGUUCCUGAGUCGGUGGUGGUGGGCAGUGUGCCAGUAGAUCAACUGAAUGCAGGCAAUAAUGAGCACCAUCACAGCUGAAAGCCAGCCAGGACCAGGACCUGGAGCUGCCACCGAGGCGUGGUGCCGUGGCUGAGCCCGGUGUGCUGAGUGUGCUGGACCCCGCACUCAGCAGCACAUGCUCUCACCACGGCUGCACCACGCGGAUGGAAAGCUGCAGCCCAGCAGGGACUCUUGCUGGCCGGCUGACGCCAUCUUGCACCCUAUGCCCCAGCCCUAUGCCGGAGCGGGCACCCUCCCUGGCUCAGCCGCUCGCCGACCAUGAAGUGCUCAUUGCGCUUCUGCUUCCUCUCGACCGCCUUCCUGCUCGUCUUCGUCAUGUCCCUCCUCUUCACCUACUCCCACCACAGCAUUGCCUACCUGGACCCUGGCGGGCUGGGCGGCAUCCACCGGGUGAAGCUGGUGCCUGGCUACGCCGGCAUGCAGCGGCUCAGCAAGGGGGGCCCAUACCCCUGGGGCUGCGCCUGCCGCCGCUGCCCGGCCGAUGAGGCUGGGGCUGCUGAUUGGUUUGAUGUGCGCUACGACGGCACCGUGUCCCCAGUGUGGACCAAGGACAACAUGGACCUGCCACCUGAUGUCCAGAGGUGGUGGCUGAUGCUGCAGCCCCAGUUCAAGUCCCACAACACACAUGAGGUCCUGAGCAAGCUCUUCCAGAUUGUGCCAGGCAAGGAUCCCUACCGCUCCCGUGACCCGCGCCGCUGCCGUCGCUGUGCCGUGGUCGGCAACUCUGGCAACUUGCGUGGCUCCGGUUAUGGGCCAGAGAUCGACGGGCACGACUUCAUCAUGCGGAUGAACCAGGCACCCACAGUGGGUUUCGAGGGUGAUGUGGGCAGUCGGACCACGCACCACUUCAUGUACCCCGAGAGUGCCAGGAACCUGCCUGCUAAUGUCAGCUUCGUGCUGGUGCCCUUCAAAACCCUGGACCUGCUCUGGAUCGCCAGUGCCCUCUCCACUGGCCAGAUCAGGUUCACGUACGCACCUGUGAAGCCUUUUCUGCGGGUGGACAAAGAAAAGGUGCAGAUCUACAAUCCUGCCUUCUUCAAGUACAUCCAUGACCGCUGGACAGAGCACCACGGGCGCUACCCCUCCACCGGCAUGCUGGUGCUCUUCUUCGCCCUCCACGUCUGCGAUGAGGUGAACGUCUUUGGGUUUGGCGCUGACAGCCGGGGUAACUGGCACCAUUACUGGGAGAACAACCGCUACGCCGGGGAGUUCAGGAAGACGGGAGUGCAUGACGCCGAUUUCGAGGCGCACAUCAUCGACAUGCUGUCCAAAACUAGCAAGAUUGAGGUGUACCGGGGGAACUGAGCCUGCCUGGCUCCCGGUUCUCCCCAGGGCACUGGUGGAGCCAGCCUGGACUUGCUUGGUGCCUCAGCAGCCAGGCAGGUUCAGAGCUAAAGGAGACUGUCUGCUUUUUUAAUUCUUAAGAAACCCAGCUGAGAAAGGAUUUGUAAACACAAUCAGCGACCGAUGGUGGCGGCCACCACCUUGCAUCUCUUUACAGUCAAACCAAAUGCUGCUCUUUUUAAAACAAGACAACAACCUCCACCCCAACCACUGAAGCUGGGUGACUUUGGGGAGCACCUGAGCAUCAUGUCUGGGCUGAGGGAGACCUGGUGGCCCAGCAGCCUCACCGGUGGAACAGCUGCUUCUUGCUUCCUUUA
Molecule: messenger RNA, 1761 nt
Organism: Pezoporus flaviventris
Lineage: Eukaryota; Metazoa; Chordata; Aves; Psittaciformes; Psittacidae
Gene: ST3GAL2
Product: ST3 beta-galactoside alpha-2,3-sialyltransferase 2
Exons: 8
Coding region: 359-1405 (348 amino acids)
Molecular function (GO): beta-galactoside (CMP) alpha-2,3-sialyltransferase activity
Source: RefSeq, a predicted model, not a curated record